Pan troglodytes (chimpanzee) is the source of this 1562-nucleotide messenger RNA. RefSeq names its product aldo-keto reductase family 1 member C1 (gene AKR1C1). Gene Ontology annotation, molecular function: oxidoreductase activity. NCBI's taxonomy places the organism in Eukaryota, Metazoa, Chordata, Mammalia, Primates, Hominidae. The transcript is spliced from 11 exons. The record is from RefSeq and is a predicted model, not a curated record. Bases 367 to 1338 code for a protein of 323 amino acids.
UUACCAUUGGAAUGACAUACUGCAUCCUAUAGUUAUCCCAUCCACUUUGAAAUCAAUGUGAAUUUAACUUCAAUUCCAUACAAAAACUUCUUUUCCACAGACUCAGGAACUUCAAAUGCGCUAUCCCUAUGUGUAUUGAUUAUAUCUUCAUCCUGCUCAAAUUUGCUAUUGAAACACCCUCUGGUAAGAAACGGUUGAACUGGAUUCAAUUUUUAUCACAGCUUGUGUAAGACUGCCUCUGUCCCUCCUCUCACAUGCCAUUGGUUAACCAGCAGACAGUGUGCUCAGGGGCGUUGCCAGCUCAUUGCUCUUAUAGCCUGUGAGGGAGGAAGAAAGAAACAUUUGCCAGCCAGGCCAGUGACAGAAAUGGAUUCGAAAUAUCAGUGUGUGAAGCUGAAUGAUGGUCACUUCAUGCCUGUCCUGGGAUUUGGCACCUAUGCGCCUCCAGAGGUUCCUAAAAGUAAAGCUUUAGAGGCCACCAAAUUGGCAAUUGAAGCUGGCUUCCGCCAUAUUGAUUCUGCUCAUUUAUACAAUAAUGAGGAGCAGGUUGGACUGGCCAUCCGAAGCAAGAUUGCAGAUGGCAGUGUGAAAAGAGAAGACAUAUUCUACACUUCAAAGCUUUGGUGCAAUUCCCAUCGACCAGAGUUGGUCCGACCAGCCUUGGAAAGGUCACUGAAAAAUCUUCAAUUGGAUUAUGUUGACCUCUAUCUUAUUCAUUUUCCAGUGUCUGUAAAGCCAGGUGAGGAGCUGAUCCCAAAAGAUGAAGUUGGAAAAGUGCUGUUUGACACAGUGGAUCUCUGUGCCACGUGGGAGGCCAUGGAGAAGUGUAAAGAUGCAGGAUUGGCCAAGUCCAUCGGGGUGUCCAACUUCAACCGCAGGCAGCUGGAGAUGAUCCUCAACAAGCCAGGGCUCAAGUACAAGCCUGUCUGCAACCAAGUGGAAUGUCAUCCUUACUUCAACCAGAGAAAACUGCUGGAUUUCUGCAAGUCAAAAGACAUUGUUCUGGUUGCCUAUAGUGCUCUGGGAUCCCAUCGAGAAGAAAAAUGGGUGGACCCGAACUCCCCGGUUCUCUUGGAGGACCCAGUCCUUUGUGCCUUGGCAAAAAAGCACAAGCGAACCCCAGCCCUGAUUGCCCUGCGCUACCAGCUGCAGCGUGGGGUUGUGGUCCUGGCCAAGAGCUACAAUGAGCAGCGGAUCAGACAGAACAUGCAGGUGUUUGAAUUCCAGUUGACUUCAGAGGACAUGAAAGCCAUAGAUGGCCUAAACAGAAAUGUGCGAUAUUUGACCCUUGAUAUUUUUGCUGGCCCCCCUAAUUAUCCAUUUUCUGAUGAAUAUUAACAUGGAGGGCAUUGCAUGAGGUCUACCAGAAGGCCCUGCGUGUGGAUGGUGACACAGAGGAUGGCUGUAUGCUGGUGACUGGACACAUCGCCUCUGGUUAAAUCUCUCCUGCUUGGUGACUUCAGCAAGCUACAGCAAAGCCCAUUGGCCAGAAAGGAAAGACAAUAAUUUUGUUUUUUCAUUUUGAAAAAAUUAAAUGCUCUCUCCUAAAGAUUCUUCACCUA